AUGACCAGCAUUGAGGCAACCCGAUCAAGUAACCUCAUCCUAGACUAUUGUUUGUUAUUUGGUAACAGUGUGUUAGUGUUAUUUGAAUCAAGAGGUUCACACUCAUUCAUAUCCCAUGACUGUGUGAAGAAAUUGGGAUUGUCGACUCGUGACCUGGGAUGCGAGUUGAUAGUCUCGACACUAGCAUCUGGAAAAGUUUCAACAAAUUCAGCCUGUGUUGGAUGCUCGGUGGAAGUAGAGGGUAUACGAUUCAAGGGGAACCUCAUUUGCUUGCCUUUGGAGGGACCAAAGGUUAUAUUGGGAAUGGACUGGCUGUCUAUCAACCAUGUGGUGAUUGAUUAUGGACAGCGCAAAAUUAUAUUUCUAGAAACUAAAGGGAUAGACUUGGUAUCAUCACAAGAGGCAGUGAAAGAUGUGAAGGGAGGAGCUACUUGUUUUGUGAUAGUGGCUCAAGAGAAAAAGAAUAUCACAAGAGAGCAUAUCAGUAGAAUACUGGUAGUAGAUGAAUCGCCGAUGUAUUCCCAGAUGAGAUACCCGAGUUACCACCUAGGAGGGAUAUAG
Vigna unguiculata (cowpea) is the source of this 561-nucleotide messenger RNA. RefSeq lists its product as uncharacterized. Lineage: Eukaryota; Viridiplantae; Streptophyta; Magnoliopsida; Fabales; Fabaceae. The record is from RefSeq and is a predicted model, not a curated record.